AUGUCAUUCGACAGUCAUCAGGAUGAUCAGAAGAUAAAUGAGGAGCAGAAGGGAAUGAUUUUGGAAGAGCUUCCGGAAAAUCUGAUCAGGUUUGCAUCGCUGAUGGUGAAGACAUUUUACGGUAAAGAGCAUUUUGUUGUUUUGGAUUAUGUGCAAAGGAAUAAAUGUAUCAAGGAAGAUGAUUUGAGACAGCUGAUAAAGUUCGACCAGCGUUUUCUGCGAACAGUUUUGAUGCAGCUGAAAGUUGAUAAGAUUCUAAAGGAACGUCUAGUAUCCGAAGAAACAGAUGGUCGGGCGCGUAAAGUCAAUUACUAUUUUAUUAAUUACAAGGCAUUAUUGAAUGUGGCAAAAUAUAAAAUUGACCAUAUGAGGCAGCGUUUGGAAGUAAAAGAUAAGGAUGAAGUGCAUAAAGCUUCAUAUCGCUGUACUGGUUGUCAAUAUCAGUAUGACGCCAUGGAAAUGGAUAAAAUUUUUGAUCCAGUGACACAAGAGCUUUUUUGUUGGCGAUGUCAGCAAGUUGUCGAGCCGGAUGAAACUGCUGGUCCAACGGAUGAGACAAGGUCGUCUUUAGCGCGUUUCAAUGAGCAGAUGACUCCAUUUUUUUCAAUGUUGCAAAGCUUAUAUGGUAUACGUCUUGCCAGGCAUCUUGUCGAACCAUCAAUUAAAGCUAUGGAUAACAUCUUUAUAGAAUCAGAUGGAAAACGAGUAAUGGGAGUUGGUGAACGAUCAUUUAAUGAUCAAACAACUGCUUCACGAUCCACAAUGUACCAGAAUAGUAUCAUGGUGAGCAUAGUAGAGGACGGUGUAACUCCAAAUGUUGAACCCAAAAAGCUUGUACCCUGGCUUCAUAGUAAUCAGAAAGAUGAACAAGCAACGGAUUCUUUCUUAGUCUCUCCCGACAAUCCUGCCGAUUCGAAUGAAAUCACAGGUCUUGAAAGGGGCAAAAAUGAUAUCGAUAGCUUAUUGGUCACGGAAUUCGAAGAGGCAAAGCCGGAAACUUCUCUUACAGAAGGUACUCAAGAAGCUGCAUAUGAGCCGGUUGGUACGGAAAGUGACGAUGAUGAAGUUAUCUUCGUCGCCGGAAAGAAAUAUUAUCUAGACGAAAUUACACCCGAAUUGGUAUCUCAGAUGAAUGUUUCUGAAAAAGAAAUUUAUAUACAAAGGACACAAGAAAAUUUCGAUUACUGA
This is a messenger RNA of Cercopithifilaria johnstoni, 1188 nucleotides long. NCBI's taxonomy places the organism in Eukaryota, Metazoa, Nematoda, Chromadorea, Rhabditida, Onchocercidae. The record is from the annotation of a GenBank genome assembly.